This is a messenger RNA of Procambarus clarkii (red swamp crayfish), 522 nucleotides long. The record is from RefSeq and is a predicted model, not a curated record. NCBI's taxonomy places the organism in Eukaryota, Metazoa, Arthropoda, Malacostraca, Decapoda, Cambaridae.
AUGGAAGUACCCGGAAGAGCACUGGAGUGGACAUCAUCCCUUAACGUCAAACAUCCCUCCGACACAAGUCAUCUACCCCUCGACGUCAGACACCGCCCCCACCUCACCCCGACGCCAGACACCCCCACCCCACCCCGACGCUGGACACCGCCCCCUACCCCACCCCGACGCCAGCCACGCAAACUAACGCCAGCCACGCCCACCAACGCCAGCCACGCCCACCAACGCCAGCCACGCCCACCAACGCCAGCCACGCAAACUAACGCCAGCCACGCCCACCAACGCCAGCCACGCCCACCAACGCCAGCCACGCCCACCAACGCCAGCCACGCCCACCAACGCCAGCCACGCAAACUAACGCCAGCCACGCCCACCAACGCCAGCCACGCCCACCAACGCCAGCCACGCAAACUAACGCCAGCCACGCUCACCAACGCCCACCAACGCCAGCCACGCCCACUAACGCCAGCCACCGCCCACCAACGCCAGCCACCGCCCACCAACGCCAGCCACGCCCACUAA